Molecule: messenger RNA, 1365 nt
Organism: Eucalyptus grandis
Lineage: Eukaryota; Viridiplantae; Streptophyta; Magnoliopsida; Myrtales; Myrtaceae
Product: probable disease resistance protein At4g27220
Exons: 1
Coding region: 1-1365 (454 amino acids)
Molecular function (GO): protein binding; ADP binding
Source: RefSeq, a predicted model, not a curated record
AUGUUGUCCGAUUGUUUAACGAAAAUAGGGAAGUCUAUAAUGAUCCUCGAUGAUGUGUGGGAAUAUUUCAAUCUUGAAGAGGUGGGGAUCCCUGUUGGAGUAAAUGGAAUUAAGUUGGUCUUAACCACUCGAUCCUAUGAUGUAUGCCGCCAGAUGCUUUGUCAAGAGAAUAUAAAAAUCGAACCUCUAUCCAAUAAAGAAGCCAAGAGUUUAUUUUUGGAGGAGCUUAAAUUCAAAGUGGACCUUAAUUUGGAAAUUGAAGUAGUUAUGGACUCCAUUGUUAAAGAAUGUGAAGGCUUGCCGAUUGGACUCAUCAUGAUGGCAAGAAGCAUGAGAGGAGUGACCAAUGUGUUUGAAUGGAGGGCUUCCCUGGUGAAAUUGAAAGAAUCAAGUAUGGGGCAAACAUGUAUGGAGAAGGUCUUAAUGAAUCUGAAAUUUAGUUAUGAUCACCUUGGUAAUUCCAAUGCCCAACAGUGUUUCUUAUCUUGUGCACUUAAUCCAGAAGAUAGAUUGAUCGAUAAGUUCGAGUUGAUAGAAUUCUUUAUCGACCAAGGAUUGAUUGGUGGAUUGAAUACAAGGAAGGAGCAAUAUGAUAGAGGCCUCACCAUAUUGAGCAAACUUGGAAAUGUUUGCCUAUUGGAAGAUCAUGGGCACGAGAUGAAAAUGCAUGAUUUGAUUUUAGACAUGGCAUUGCAUAUCAUGAGUACAACUUCCAUUGUAAAAGCAGGAAAGAGGUUGAGGAGGAUUCCACCAGAGGAAUAUUGGACGGAUGUUUUGGAGAAAGUUUCUCUGAUGGAAAGCGAAAUUAGUGAAUUUCCAUUGAACAUGUCACCAAAUUGUCCUAAACUAUCAACUUUACUACUGAAUAGAAGCUUGUCAAAGGAUGUGGUCCUCCUUGAUUCUUUCUUCAAACAGUUAUGUGGGCUAAAGGUUCUAAACCUGAGUGGAUGUCAACUAACAGAACUUCCAAAUUCCAUCUUAGAAUUGGUAAAGUUGAGAGCACUAUUACUAAAAAAUUGUAUGUUUUUGCGCCGUAUUCCUUAUCUAGGGAAGCUCACAUCUUUAAAAAAGUUGGACGCUAGUGGUUAUACUGUUCUUAAAGCACCCGAGGGUUUGGAAAAGUUGGUGAACUUGAGAUAUCUUGACCUUACCAACUCAUAUAUUGCGAGAUUGCCCAAAGGAACACCGGACCAUUUACUAGACUUGCAAUGUCUUGAAGUUUCGGUAAAAGAAGAAGACAUUACAAAAUUGGGGGCAUUGGAGGCAUUUGGAUGCUCCCUUCAAAAUAUAGAUGAUUUCAACAAGUGUGUGAGGUUUAUUGAGCAGAGUGAUAGCCCUUGCUAUUACAAACUCGAGGGCAUCUAG